Molecule: messenger RNA, 776 nt
Organism: Cydia fagiglandana
Lineage: Eukaryota; Metazoa; Arthropoda; Insecta; Lepidoptera; Tortricidae
Exons: 1
Coding region: 68-541 (157 amino acids)
Source: RefSeq, a predicted model, not a curated record
AAUGACAACCCCAAAAUAAUUUUGGCACAAAAUGUCCGGGUAGCCAACAAACGAAAUUGUUAUCACAAUGGAGAAACCGGGUUUGUCUCCCCACAAAUCAUAUUUUUGGAGCUGCCUAACUUUGCAAGAAGACUGCCCGUUUCUCUCGUCCAACUGUCCCACACUGUUUAAUUUUGGAAUCGGUUUAUUCUUGUUGUAUGUCAUAUACUUGUUGAUUAUUGUAUUCGACUAUAAAUUCCACUCGCAUGUAGAUGAAAUGCAGCAUCAGAUUGAUUUUUACAUGAGUUUGAUAUCGAAGAAGGUGAAGCUGGUGCAGAGGAAUGAGGGUCGGUUGAUGAACAUGCAGGAGAGGACAGACAAGCUGCUGAUGAAGGGGCGGCAGGGUGUGCGGAUGCUGGAAGCCCUCCGAGACGCGGUCGCUCGAGACGACCUGGUCCAACUCCAACAACUCGUCCAACUCGCUGAAAAAAACGCCAACGAAGAACGGCUUCGUAAUAACUUCCCAACAAUUCCUAAAGAAAAAUUAUUGAACAAUUUAUAAGCACUAUCAUGAAUGUUUAGCAAGUGUGAGAGAACGAAAUCGAUCAUAAAACAACAGUACUGUAGCUAGCGGUGGAACCCCUCGGGCAUAUCCGGUUGCAACUGGCAGACACUUCGACGGAAAGAUAUACAGACUGCGGGCUCCGUCAGGUAAUACAUGUAUAAAACAUAGCCUAAUUUGUUAAUAACUUUGAAACUAUUUUUGCGGGCAGCUUAAUAAAAGUUGUAAAAAACAA